This is a messenger RNA of Postia placenta MAD-698-R-SB12, 1698 nucleotides long. RefSeq lists its product as hypothetical. Bases 1 to 1698 code for a protein of 565 amino acids. The transcript is spliced from 7 exons. Gene Ontology annotation, biological process: attachment of GPI anchor to protein. The record is from RefSeq and is a predicted model, not a curated record. Gene Ontology annotation, cellular component: GPI-anchor transamidase complex. Lineage: Eukaryota; Fungi; Basidiomycota; Agaricomycetes; Polyporales; Adustoporiaceae.
AUGCGUCUUGUUAAAAUAAUAUACCUUCUGGGACUCUGUUUCUACCAACUCGCUUCAGCAGCGACAGAGGAGCAAUUCGACGAAGAGCUCACUUUGCGACCCCUGCGAGAUGGAAAGCUAGCGGCGCGGUUUUCACUUACGACAUUACUCAAAGGCUCUACACCGCGCAGUCCGGAAAGCCUUGGCCUUGAUGAUGCGUCACAACAUUACACCCUCUUCCCGCUGGCCCUGGGCCAGAUACUACGCGAGUAUGCAGUCACCGAAAUGCAUCUAACCUUGAAUGCCGGUAAGUGGAACUAUGAAGGCUGGGGGUAUCCCGAGGAGGCCGGCGUCGGGACGGGUGGAGAACUAUGGGCAUGGAUGGGAGAUAGUGGUACUGUGACAGUAGACGAGCGCUGGAAAGGACUCCGCAAUGCUCUUGCCGGCCUAUUCUGCGCCUCCUUGGGCGCGCUCGACGAACAGCGGACUACCUCGCCAGCCCUCACGUUCAGACCUGAGGGGCACCUGCCCAAUGGGACUGCUUCCCACCAACUUCGCCACGCGACGCUCCCCUCCGAACACGUCUGCACCGAAAAUCUAACGCCCUUCCUCAAGCUCCUCCCCUGCAAGUCGCUUUCAGGCAUUGCCAGCCUACUCAAUCCCCACCGGCUCUUUGACGCGGACUGGCACGGGCUUGGUGUACACGUUCGCUACCGCAGUGGCAUGGGCGUCGAGGUCCGCCUUGCAUUCCAAGCGGUGUUCGAUCCCGUGCGCUAUUCGACGGAGAGGCGGCGAGACUGGUCGUUCCAUUCUGUGUUUGGCCGUGUCGUGAGGAUGGCGUGCCCAGUGGCGCGUUCUAGUCUAGUCCGAGUACGACUGCCUGAGUCGUCGUACGCGCUUGCACCUGUGCCGACGAAUGUGGUGGGCGACUAUGCUGUGUAUGAUGUGACGAACACAAGCCAGCCCCUGGACGUGGAGCUACGCUGGCCGGAAGAACAUGCGUUCCAGUAUCCCCUCGGGUCCGACCUCAUGCCUCUUACGCCAUUAUCCAUCCGUCGUUCCCUGAAAGGUUCAAGCCAGUACACCGCGCAGCUAGCGAUUGAAUUGAAGAACAAUCUCCCGGUCGAGAUCCAGACGAGCUACCUCGAGACUAUGCCCUGGCUUCUCCAGUUCGAACUGCACACAUUAAAGUUGCACAGCAACGCUGUCCCGCGUGAUGAUCUAGUCGAGAUUGUGACAUACACGCCCUCUGUGCCGCAUGCCCGGCCCUCGCUCCUGCAGGCCGUCCUCACGCUACCGCCCAAGGCCACGUUGCAGCUCACAAUGGACGUCAUGAAGCCGUUUUUGCGCUAUACCGAGCACCCCCCGGAUGCGCAGCGCGGAUGGGACCUACCUCCGGCCGUGUUCCUGCCGUUCUCCUUCGGGGAAGGGAACUAUUCUGUCGCCCACACGCACGACGACAGAGACACAGGCGCGCAUAGGGCAGGCGAUCGAGAGCCCCAGGGAUUGGCGCCCCAUGCACAAGCUCCGGUCGAGGCACGGGCCCAGCGGAUGUACACGCCGGUGCUGCUCGUCGAUCUCGCGACGCCGGACUUCAGUAUGCCGUACAACGUCAUUAUCAUGAGCUGCACGCUCGUCGCGCUCAUCUUCGGGAGCGUGUUGAACCUGCUGACACGUAAACUUGUAAUAGUACGUGUCGGCGACGCGAAGACACAAUGA